CCAAGCCAGAAGCAGUAGCCAGCUCAGGGCUGGAUGCUGCCCCAGGGGUGGUGAACACUACAGAGGAGGAGGUGGAAGGGGUGGACUCCCAGUCACCUUGCCCAGCCGGGUGGCAUCAGAAUGAGCAUCGCUGCUUCUCCUUCUACCCCAUCUGGGCCACCUGGGCCACUGCAGAGUUGUACUGCUCCCAACACAGAGGGAACCUGGUGUCGGUUCACAGCCCGGGUCAACAGGUGUUUGUCCAGGAUCUGGUCAGGAGACACACAGACCAGCCGGUCUGGAUGGGAGGCUACGAUGCAGCUCAGGAGGGGAUGUGGCUGUGGAGUGACGGCUCAGCUGUUGACAGUUUCUACUGGGAGGAGGAUGAGCCCAGUAACUCUGGACAGGGGGAGAACUGUAUGGAGCUGCACACUGGAGGUGGGCAGGGCUGGAAUGACGUGGCCUGUGCAGAGCUGAGGUUCUAUGUGUGUUCUAUGGAGACAAGAUCUGGUUUAGCAUCAUUGCCAAGUCAGAAGAAAUCACAUGAGAGAGAGCUGGUUGAAGAGGUGAGUAUUUAUGACGUCCUGUGGGAGACCAGUGAGAGAGUAGCAGAUGAGAUCCUCGACUCAGCCUUCCUCAGAGGGAUGUAUUCCAGACGUCUGCCUGCCCGCUGCUAUGCUGACUUCUGCCACCAGGAGGUGCUAUACCUGGACAGAGUCAUCACCAUGCUGCGGGUGCUGAUCAGAACAGUCCAGGGUCCUCCAGACAUCAUGCUGUUUCUCCAGAGAACACAUCAACGCUACCAGGAGUCUCUGAAGAAGGCCCAGAUCCAAACUCCACCACACCUGAACCUGUCCUCCAUCCAGCCCUCUGCAGCUGUGCGUCAGUACCUCCAGAGCUUCCAUGACAUUGUGAAUGAGGAGCCCAUCUACUGGCUGGUGUCUCUGCUGCCCAGAGCCCUGCUCAGACCUUACCUGGCACAGAACCUGCCCCUGGGAGAGAGGACCAGACCAGACCCCAGCCCCUGCCUCUACCCCUGGCUAAACCUCUUCCCCUGCCCCUGCUACCAGCAUCUACUGGAGAAGUUCCAGGGUGUGAUAGACGUCUAUAAGGCUGUCAACAUCUUCAGAGUCCAGAUGAUGAAGUCUCUCUUCACCUCCUGCGGUGAGCCUGACUUAGGUCUACAGUUAGCCUGA
Oncorhynchus masou masou (cherry salmon) is the source of this 1175-nucleotide messenger RNA. RefSeq lists its product as uncharacterized. The transcript is spliced from 10 exons. Gene Ontology annotation, molecular function: signaling receptor activity. The coding region runs from base 282 to 1175 and encodes 297 amino acids. The record is from RefSeq and is a predicted model, not a curated record. NCBI's taxonomy places the organism in Eukaryota, Metazoa, Chordata, Actinopteri, Salmoniformes, Salmonidae.